This is a messenger RNA of Ixodes scapularis (black-legged tick), 4517 nucleotides long. RefSeq names its product integrin alpha-4. The record is from RefSeq and is a predicted model, not a curated record. Gene Ontology annotation, cellular component: external side of plasma membrane; integrin complex. Lineage: Eukaryota; Metazoa; Arthropoda; Arachnida; Ixodida; Ixodidae. The transcript has 27 exons. Gene Ontology annotation, molecular function: integrin binding. Gene Ontology annotation, biological process: cell-cell adhesion; integrin-mediated signaling pathway; cell-matrix adhesion. Bases 173 to 3412 code for a protein of 1079 amino acids.
GGUGUAGUGUGUGUGCGCGCGUGUUCGUACGGCCCCGGCGCAUUCUGGUAGAUCGUCGAGUUGUGUGUUUUCUUUUGAGCGGCUCCGCCACCGAUGUGCGCUCAACACUGAUUUCGUGAUCGUGGUAACGGGGAAGACAUCUGCGAGGAUUUCGCGUACGGCAGAUACUACGAUGGAGCCCGCUGCUCAUCGAAACGGACGGCGGAACCGAAACAGGUCACCGCCGCCGCUGGUCAACGGGAGGUUCGCGACGAUUAUGUGCUGGGUCGCCGUGUUCACGUGCUGGAUUGACGUCGCGGCAUCGGGUAACCUGGAUACAUCGUUCCCGGUCAUAUUCAAAGGAAACGACCAGAGCCACUUCGGAUACACCGUGGAGAUCAUCAGCAAUCGAGACGGCAACCUGACUCUGGUGGGAGCCAUCAAGGACCAGUCGACAUCAAACUUCCAGGGUGCCAACCACACGGGAGCUCUGCACAAGUGCAGGCUCGAUACCGGGGGCUGCACGGAGGUACCCAUCCAACGAGACUCUAGCACGGACAACAUCGAUUCUGCUACGGCCGAGUACCAAUAUCGCGAGCUCAAUGACCACAUGCACCUCGGUAUGAGCCUCGUGUCGCAACCUGGACCAGAAGGCCGGGUCGUGGUAUGUGCCCCGAAAUGGAAGAACCAGAAGUACGCCGAAACUCUAUACAUGCUGAACGGUGCUUGCUAUGUCAUGAACAAGAACCUCGAUGACAUCAAGGUUCUACGUCCACUCAUUCGAAAAGCUUUUCAAGUUAUAGAACCCGAGACGUACCUCCAUGCUCUGGCAGAGGCAGGAUUCUCAACACACAUUUCUCAGGACAAUGAGCUGAUUUUAGGUACACCAGGAUCGAUGGACUGGACAGGAAGCCUGGUAACGUAUGGCAUACCGUCAGAUCCCGAAGGAGAAUUGAAACUCAAGGUCAUUGGACGGCUCAGCACCUUAAAGGUCCCUCAAAUUCAGCAAUACAUUGGGUACUCGGUGGCGUCGGGGAACUUCUUCGAGAGCAUGGGACGCUCCUUUGUUGCUGGUGCACCGAGGGACACUGCAGACUACAGGGGGGCGGUGUACUUUUUCAAGCCAGAGACUCCCGACUCAAGCAACCUCAAUGUGCAACUGAAGAAGGAGGGGGAACAGAUGGGCUCCUACUUUGGCGCGUCCGUGUUGGCCAUUGAUCUGAACAUGGACAACUUCACUGAUCUCCUUGUGGGUGCACCCCUCUAUUCCCUCCAAGGAACAAAUGGCGAUGAAGGGAAGGUCUAUGUCUACCUCAGCAACGGUGCUAGCCUACAGUUGCAAGAUCUCAAAAUCAUGGGCUCUUCUGUUCCUGGGGCCCGAUUUGGAUCUACCAUUGUCAAUAUCGGAGAUCUUAACCUUGAUGGCUAUCCAGAUGUCGCUAUUGGCUCACCGUAUGAGCACGGCUAUGGUGCUGUGUACAUUUACAAUGGCGGAAAGGAUGGCCUGAAGACUACACCUGCACAGAUCAUAGAAGGCAGAUCAACUGAAGGCAGUCCACAUGGUUUCGGUAUUAGCAUUUCUAAGGCAAUGGACAUUGAUGGCAACAAUUAUCCUGAUAUUGUUGUGGGUGCCUACCAGUCGGACCAAGCUUAUCUAUUCAGAGCCAUGCCCGUGGUUCAGGCCAGGUCUUGGAUCGAGAUUGACACCAAGCAUGUCUCCUCCAACAAGCCCAACUGCGUUCGGAACAAUGUGGCCUUUUUCUGCUUCCCCGUGACGCCGUGCUUACAGUAUGACGGAAAGUAUGUGCCAGAACAGAUAGAUUUUGAAUUCACCAUUGAGAUGGACACCAAGAAGCAGGAAGCCCAUCGGGGUGCAUUCGAGCUGCUCGGUGGCAGAACGGGGAUCAGCAUUCGGGAGGUGCGGCCCCUGCAGCGGGGCCGGGCCAUGUGCUUUCCCCAAAAGGCUCUCGUCUUUAGCAACGUCCAGGACCUGCUGACGCCUUUCGAGUUCCGUCUGACGUUCAACAUCAGCGACGGCGACAAGACUCGUCGCGAUGGCUUCUGCAGCACGUGCCCGGUCCUGGAUGCGAGUACAAUAACCACUGUCACAAACAGAACUGUUUUCCAGGUUGCAUGUGGGCCUGACAACGUGUGCUGGGCCGAUCUCAUUCUCAAGGCCAGCAUAGUGGGUCAUGAGGAUAGCUCACCCCUCGUCGUCGGGAAGGACAACGUCGUGUCACUGGCCAUCAACGUCAAAAAUCGCGAUGACACAGAGCCAGCGUACCUGUCGCGGGUGGAAAUCAGCCUCCCCGAGAACGUCGACUUUGUCAACAUUGGGACCUGCGAGUCCAAGGGAAACGCAACAGUCUCUUGUGACGUCGGUAACCCUCUCAACCCUGGAUCCGUGGCCUCGGUCUCUAUAAAACUAGGUCUGACGAAAAUCAAAAAGAAGUUGGAGAUUCACGUGGCUGCGAGAACGGACAGCGUGGACACAGACACGUCGAACAACGACAUUACGAUCGCCUUGCCAGUCAUCUACCAUGCGGAUAUUGGGCUGCAGGGAUCUUCAUCUAUCGGUCAGUUAAUUUACAACGAGUCGACUGGCAUUGUUCAAGUUGUGCACACAUUCACGAUGGUGAAGUACUUUGACAGCCCAAUCAACAAGGUUGCAGUCUCAAUCUCAGUUCCACUAAAGAUUCACGGAAAAAAAGAUCCCUUCCUGAAGCUCGAAGGUGUUAAGGCGGAUGACGGAACCAGAAGCAAGGUUGGUGGCAGUUGCAAUGGCUCGGCCAGCGUCAAAAAACGAUCCGCCUCGGCAGAAACAGUGGCAGGCCACCCAAGGUCUCUCAGGGAAGCCAGCGCUCUCUCCAUUCUUGAAAGCAGGUUCCCAGUGGCGCAGGUCAAGACGCUAACACUGGGUUGUUCUGAUGCCGAAUGUGUCUGGUUCACGUGCCAAAUGGGCCCUUUUGCCUCAAAGAACAAGGUUGCUAAGAUCGAGCUCCACAUGACUCUCAAUGUCACCAGGAUCAUGGAGCAAGUGGGCACUCCCGACACGAUUGACAUAGCCACGGAAGGGUCACUUACCAUCCUGGACGAGACAGAGUUCACGCACUUCGUACAGCAUCAGCCAAGACAAAAUACGAUUGUGACGUCGCUGGUCAAGGAAGGUCCCCCAGCUCCGUACCGGUUACCGUGGUGGGUCUAUCUGCUCAUCGUCCUAGGAGGUCUCUUUCUGUUGCUGCUCAUCAUCUACGUUUUGUACAGGUGCGGUUUCUUCCGAAGAAAAGCGAAAGAAGACCUGGAGCGCUCCAAGAGGGAAUCCCUCGCGGCCAGCAGUGUUGCACAUUCGCCCACCACCGAGAACCCGCCGUCCAUGCCCGGGGACGACCCUGAGGUUCGCACCAGCCUCCUAGCCCCUGAGGCCCGCGAAUGAUGGGGCAUCGUCGGAGGCAGCUCGUGCUCAAGCAUUCCCCACACCCCUAGUCACGUCCCACGGCAUCAGCAGGCCAUUGUUCCUCCCCUUCUUGAAAUCGCCAGCAGCGUUUUCUUUCUCCGUCACUCGGGAAGUCGGCGGGGCUGCACCCGUCAAGUCCGCCAAAUGCUAAGAUGAUAUGAGAACUGUAUACUGAUUGUUCACUCGAACUCGCCAAAUGCGCUUCUUGAGCUGAUGCUCAAUAGGCUUCAGUUGCAAGCGGGUUGGACGGCCCUGGUUUGGGAAAAGCGACCCGAAGUAGGUUACGCCGUAGGAAAGCAAUGGACGAAAAAACGGGAAAUGAGAUGGUGUAGCGUUUUGUCACAUCCUUACUUCGUCCUUUCUGUUUAUUGUGCUGCAACUUUAUGAUUUUAGGCCUCUGCCAUCACGGUGUGAGGUGUGAGCAAGGAUGUGGCGCUGGAAAUUUAAAGUGCAUCGACCAUACUCCGGGCGCAUUUUUCGGUAGUGGUGAAAAAAUAGACAAUUCAUUCUUUGAAGUCGAUCUCAGAUUCAAAACAUUUUAGUGCUCCAACUUGCAUAGUGUGAUAGUUCAAGACACCUAAGCAUUUUGGGGAAUGUGCAUACUUCAGUUACAUUUUCCACCUUGUUUGAAAAAGUAAUCAGGUUUGUGGUGGCAGGCUCUGCUGCUUUUUAAACAAUUUGUUAUUAUCAUUUUAUAAUGUUUUAUUUUUCCUGGGAACAAGGUGAUUUUAAGCUCUUAAAUAUUGACAAAGCAGGCAGAUAAGAGUGAAUGGAAAGUGCCCAAUGACAGUUGUAUUUCUCAAUGACUAUGUGAUCAAGGUUGCACACUGUGUUGUAUUGGUUUCAUGUCCCAUUGACAAGAUCCUUAGAACACACACCAAGUGGCAAAAUUGUCCUAACAGCAUGGCAAGAUUGUUGCUAUCUACAGCACCCUAAAUUCAGAGCGAUUAUUACAGAUUAGUGUGCAUGUUUCAGUUUGUAUGCAUGGACUUUUACUUUUUGAAGUAACUACAUACUAGAGUGUGGUAUACUUUAGGGCUUUGGCUCUAUCUUAAAAAUCUUUUAAAAUUAGGUUAGUCACUAG